Molecule: messenger RNA, 624 nt
Organism: Malassezia vespertilionis
Lineage: Eukaryota; Fungi; Basidiomycota; Malasseziomycetes; Malasseziales; Malasseziaceae
Gene: OMA1
Product: metalloendopeptidase
Exons: 3
Coding region: 1-624 (207 amino acids)
Biological process (GO): mitochondrial protein processing; protein quality control for misfolded or incompletely synthesized proteins
Cellular component (GO): mitochondrial inner membrane
Molecular function (GO): metalloendopeptidase activity
Source: RefSeq, a predicted model, not a curated record
AUGGACGUGAACAUGCGCGAUGAGCUCGCUGUGGGAAAAGACGCAUACCAGCAAACGAUGCAAACGUAUGCGGGCAAGAUGUUGCCUCCCCGUUCACCCGCAGUCACACAAGUCCAACGCGUUGUAUCCCGCAUUGCGGCCGCAGCCGCCGAGCUGGACAAGAACCGCGCGCCGGAUGCGCCGCCCACGAAAUGGACAGUACAUGUGAUCCGCGACCCGCAAAAAAAUGCGUUUGUCCUUCCAGGUGGCAACAUUUUUGUAUUUACAGGAAUAUUGCCGGUGUGCAAGAAUGACGAUGGGCUAGCCACCGUGCUUUCGCACGAAAUUUCACACCAGCUGGCUCGACAUUCCGCAGAAAAAAUGUCGGGCUACAAGGUCCUCAUGAUCGGUACAUUUUUGCUGGAUAUACUGGGCAUUGACAUUGGACUCAGUCAAAUUGGGCUAAAUCUUUUGCUCACGUUACCAAAUUCGCGGACCAUGGAGACGGAAGCGGAUACGCUGGGCCUGCGCAUUAUGGCCCAGGCAUGCUUCAAUCCUAGAGAGGCGAUUGAGUACGUUGCCUUUGCAAAGCACACUGACCAGCAGUUUCUGGAAACGCAUGGAUUCCGAAGAGGGCGAGCAUGA